Molecule: messenger RNA, 3675 nt
Organism: Patiria miniata (bat star)
Lineage: Eukaryota; Metazoa; Echinodermata; Asteroidea; Valvatida; Asterinidae
Product: eukaryotic translation initiation factor 4E-binding protein 2-like
Exons: 3
Coding region: 156-512 (118 amino acids)
Biological process (GO): negative regulation of translational initiation
Cellular component (GO): cytoplasm
Molecular function (GO): eukaryotic initiation factor 4E binding
Source: RefSeq, a predicted model, not a curated record
AUUCACCUUUGACACCGUUCUCCUGCACUCGACUCGUGACGCGAGGCCUGACAAACAUAACAUCGUCACAGCGAAUUCUGGCCUGGUUCGGCGCCAAAUCCAUGCAUUUUGCCCCAAAUUUCAGCUGCUAGAGUAACUUGAAGGACCCAGGAACCAUGUCAGGCCCGCCACCGUCGCGUCAGAUGAGCGGAACCAAGGAAAUUCCGACCAGGAAAGUGCUGUUGAACGACCCGAACCAGCUGCCGUCGGACUACAGCACCACGCCAGGCGGGACAAUGUUUGGAACAACCCCCGGAGGCACACGUAUCAUCUAUGAGCGGCAGUUUCUGAUGAACCUACGGGAUUCGCCUCUAGCCAGGACACCCCCAGCUAACCUUCCCAUCAUCCCUGGUGUUACGGUGAAAGCCGACAAGGCCGUCAAGACCAACGGUCAGGUGGCUUGCAGUGCAAACAGCAAAGAGGGAGUGACUAACGAUAAUGCUGAGGAGCCUCAGUUUGAGAUGGACAUCUGAGCAAAGGAGCAGGCAGCAUGCAUUCAUCAGGUAGUCUACCGCCCUCGUGUGGGGGAAAUAAUCACACAGGGGGAAUGUUAGGGUUUGGGCAUUAUCAAAGAAAACACCACUCCAAUCGAGGGACUUUAGAAAAUGGGGAAACAACCGGUGCAAUAACGCAGUGUCGUCCAAAGUUGCUUCAGAAAAGACAGAAAGUUUAUCAAGUCGGUGAAUGCGUCAGUGUAGAAAAAUUUGAGCGACUCAAUGUUUGUGUUUGUGCGUGUUGAAUUGUGUCGAUCCGUCAGCACCAAUGAUUCUUUUUGGAAUGAUAGAUGCCCUAGACAGGCCAAAAGACUGGAUUUUCUUUUAUAAAUGAUUCAGUUGAGCGCCCAGUUGAGUGACAUUUGUGUUAUGGAUGCUGUUUCCAUGGUAACUUCAACACGGUGCUUGGUUUUACGGACACGUUUCUCUAGUUUAUUGCAUCCUGAUUAUCUUCUCCAACUUGUUGCGAUGACACUUCAGCCAGGGACAGAAAUAUAAUCAGCUUUUGCAACGACAGAGUUGAACUCAGAACUAUGGAUAGAAUUGCAAAAUGUUUCUGUGAUUGUCAUUUCUCUACUCCACCUUGAAAACAGGAGCAGACCUUUUCAUCCUAUAAAUGCAGAAGGUUAAUACUGAAUUAUUUGAGGUCUUUGCAACUUUGUUAUUCAGUUUCAAUAUUUAGCCCGCCUGUGGGCGACUGAGUAGAGUUUCAGUAUUUCCAUAGAAAUAUAUUACAUGGUCCUCUCAACAUUAAUUUAUUCCAAAACCUAUGCAUGGCAUACAAUGUAUAGGUCAAUUCGUAUGUUCAUUUUCACUUUUGUGAACAAAAAUAAUUGCCUGCUCUAUCAAAAUGAGGAUUCAGGGAAAUAUUGUCAAAAUAUGUGAUUUCUUUUAGCGAUGGAUUCUGUAUUGAACGACAUUCUGACAAGAUUUGUAAAAACUGUCAAUUUGAUUUUGUUCUAUUGACUUAAGUUUGCAUUUCAACAAACAACUUUUGAUCAUAAUUUUGUAACCUUUUCGAUACACAUUUCAAACUGCGAACUAAAAAACAAUUUAUAUAAAAAAUGGUAUCUUCUUGCAAGUUGUUCCUUAUUUUGAUAGAGCAAUUUGAAUAUUCCUAACCACAUAUAUACACGGGUCCUACACUAUGAAAUAACAUGACUUAAAGUUUUCUUAUUUGCCCAAAAACUGAAGUACCACUCUGGAUAAGUUGGUUUUGUUUUAACCAUCUAUAGAAUUCAAAAUUUCCUUUUGAAUCAACAUAUGGCAUGACUCCAAUAAAUCCUAGAUUUGAAUUCAAAAGGUUGAACUACAUCAGGGAUAUUUGGAUUUUUAAAAAUAUAUUAGGAUGUUUAUCGGAAGUUUGAUGGUUACUUUGACUUUCAAUCAAGAUAUAGAGCCCAUGUUUCACUGACCAAAUACAUUUCUUCCUUAUUACAAAAGGGACUUCAAAAUACAACUUCUCAGUUUUGCAUUAUAUAUCUGUCCAUUUUUGCAAAAGCAUGGACUUUAUAUCUUAAAGACAUCCUUCAAAGUUCCCUUGUAUGCCGUGAUAAACCUUACUAUAGCUUAACGCAUUAAGCCAUUUGCAGUGGCAUAAUGUACUCUACACACAAACUGUAGCUGGCCAUAGCCACAACUGACUAGCCACUGCAACUGGCUUAACACAUUAUCAGAAAAAGUACAUAUAAUGUGUCACUAACCCAAUUAUAUACAUGUAUGGUCACAUGACUAAACAAUCAUGAAUAUACUAAUGAAACUAAAUUAAUUUAUUUUUCUUCAUUGUAAAAACUUGCAACUGUUCAAUUUCUUCAUAAGAGAAGUAAGCUUCUUUUUUUUGUCCUCGAACUCAGUAAAAAAAAUUAAGUCAGGCAAGUAAGUUUUUUUCCUCUCGAAAAACAAUGUUCCAGGAAAAAAAAUAUGCACAAUUAAAAUUCUGAAGGUAUAAACUGAUGUACAUAGGAGUUUUUAAUUUGCUUUUCAAUCCAUUUUUCUCUUGAAUUUUUUUUUCACCUCAGUGUGUGCCCCGUAUAAAAAUAAAUAACGGGCACAAAUGUUGCCUACUUUCAACAUAGUAAAAUAUUUCAUAUUUUAGAAAUUCAGUUUUGGGGUGGGGAUAGUAAUGUCAUUUGUCAGAUUACAUUUCUCUCUUUUUUUUUAAGGUAAAAAAUCCAGAGAAGAAAAUGUUAUAUUUUUUCCACUUCAGGGUCCCCAAAUUCUGUGGUUCAUUUCAUUUUUUUUGGGCAGCUCUACAGUAUGUAUCUAGCAGUUGGAUCAGGGUUCAGUUUAGUAUUGUUCCUUACAAAAUCCAAGGGGGAUGGUAAUUUUAAAAUAUGCAAGGUUUAUUCCUAAAACUCUUUCAAAAUCUCUUUGAACUGUGAGUCUGAUUUGUGUCAAUAUUUGAUUCAGAUGACCACAGAAUCAUAUAUAUUCAUGAACCCUAUCUGUGUCAAACUCGUGAAUAUUAUUUGACAGAUUAUGUUGUCGUCUGUUGGUAAAUAUGCCCAUAAUGUCGACCAAUCAGAAAAUGGAGCCAGCUCAUGAAUAUGUAUUUGAUGGCAUGCCUACCAAGUUAUGGCAGCUCAGACUGUGUCAUAAUGAUUUUCUUUUGGGGAAAAAAGACACAAAGCACACCAUUUUUACUUCUAAAUUUCAUUUUGCCAAUUGUCAUGAGUGACUGGUAUACAUACAUACCUACAGUAUUUACUUUAAAAAUGUAAUAGACCGACCCGUUAGGCUCCGCCCACUGCGCACGUGGGCAAUAAUGUAUCCCCAAUAAUGCCACACUGCAUGUCGGACUUAGCUCACGGCUGUGAUUGGUCAAAAUAUAGUUGGGCGGGGUAUAGUGGAUCGGUCUAUUAUUUGGCGGGAAAUAGGAAAAAAUGAAGUUCCAUGAAUUAAUGAAUAAACUUGAUGCAAUGUGCUCUAUAGUCAAACAUGAUGGAUUUGGCAAUGGAAAGUGCACAUCCAACAAAUCUACUGAACAUUAUAUAUCGCUUAAGCAAAAAUAUCAGUUACUAGCCAAUAUUGUGCUAUGUAAGUUUAUUUUUGUUGUGUUUAAGCCGGUUUUCUAAUUGGUAAUGGCACCUGGGACAUGAAAAGAAGUAUUAAAACAAAAACUCGACCCGAAUGAGGUACAGAA